Cladocopium goreaui is the source of this 987-nucleotide messenger RNA. The record is from the annotation of a GenBank genome assembly. Lineage: Eukaryota; Dinophyceae; Suessiales; Symbiodiniaceae.
AUGGCGCGACGUCUCGCCCCACGCGGCGUUUCCGGCGCGGACCGGGCGGCGUUGGAAGAUCCGCUGCUGGUGGCGAAGAGUUUGCAGGCGCUGGCGCGACGGAGGAGUUCCAACUUGGGCGCAUGGAGGGGGCAUCUGCAGCGAGCCCAGCAGGUGGCCCACAUGGCGGAUGCACAGGCGGCAGCGCGAGUGCUCAAUGCCUGUAGCAGGUCUCCUCUACCAGAGCUGGCGAAUCAGGUGGCGGAAGCGUACCAGGAGCGUGCCAGACGCGUGCUGGGCCAAAGCAGCGCCAGACAACUGGCGACGGCGGCGAAUGCCAUGGCAAGGAUGCUCAUCCGUGACGAGGACUACAUCAUGCGGCUCUCCAGGGAGCUCCGUAUGAAGUUUGAGAAGUGCAACACGUUUCAAGCAUCGUUGAUUGCCAACUCCUAUGUUCGUUUGAUGGUGGUGGAGAGGACCCUUUUCGGACAACUGCUGCCGGCGUACGCGAAAACCCACGGUCAUCGUUUCCGUGUCAAGGAUUUGGCUUUGGUCUUGCACGCCUAUGCCAAGGCGCAAUUGCGGAGCAGCGCCGUGUUUGAGGCCCUGGCUGAACGCUGUCGAGAACAAACGCCCCACAUGGAUUGCCAGGCCCUCAGCGUCAUCGCUGCGGCGCACGCUAAGCUGCUGAUUAGCGACGAAGCGCUCUUCCAGACGUUGGCUUGGCGUUUGCGAUCCUGCGCGCGCACGUGCACCUUCCAGGCCGUGGCAAAUUUGGCCAAUGCCUAUGCAAAGUUUGGCUUCCAGAGCCCUGCCUUAGCGCCUCAGGCGUUGCAAAGCGACAAGCCGUGGACGUGGAGCCCGAGCUCGGGGGCCGUGGGCAUCACCGACGGCGUCUUCGAUUUGGUUCUGGAGGAGCUGCCGAGGCUGUUGUUGGACAGCAACGCCCACAGCAUCGUGCUGCUGAGCCACGCCGCGGCGCGGGCAGGCAGCGGUCAGGAGGGCUAG